AUGGGUAAGGAUUACUAUAAGAUUUUGGGUGUGUCGAAGACUGCGGGCGACGAUGAAAUCAAAAAAGCAUACAAGAAGGCGGCUCUGAAGUGGCACCCUGACCGUAACAAGGAUAACGAAGCACAAGCCAAAAAGAAGUUCCAGGACGUGGGCGAGGCCUUUGAAGUGCUUUCGGACAAAAACAAGCGCACAAUAUAUGAUCAGUACGGCGAAGACGGUCUCAAGGGUGGUGUGCCGAUGCCAGAGGAAGGCGGUGCCGGCGGCUUCCCAGGCAUGGGCGGCUUUAGCAGUAGCGGCAGCGGGCCAGGUGGCGCUCGCACGUUCCGCUUCUCGACCUCCGGUGGUAACCCCUUCGGUGGUGGCUUCUCUCCUUCAGAUCCCAACGACAUUUUCGCGCACAUCUUCGGUGGAGCCAGUCCGUUCGGCAUGGGCGGCAUGGGCGGCAUGGGAGGCAUGGGUGGCAUGGGAGGCAUGGGAGGCAUGGGAGGCAUGCACGAUGAUAUACCCGGUGGCAUGCCUGGCUAUACAUCUUUUGGAGGUGGCUCCCGCGGAGCCGACUUUGAUACCCACUCUGAGCCCAAGGUACAACCGAAGGACUUUGAAACGCCACUUAUGCUUACGCUUGAAGAGCUGUACAAGGGCACGACUAAGAAACUCAAAGUUGGUCGCACUCUUGCAAAUGGCCGGACUGAGGAGAAAGUGGUGAGCAUCGACGUUAAGCCGGGCUGGAAGAAGGGUACGAAGGUCCGUUUCGCCGGCGCCGGCAACGAAGUGAGCCCUGGCAAGGCGCAAGACCUCGUCUUUGUAGUGGAUGAGCGCUCUCAUCCCCGCUUUACUCGCAAUGGUGAUGAUCUGCGCCUUGUACAGCCACUCAAGCUUGUGGAUGCUCUCGAUCCACCGAAGCCCGGCACACCUGGCUCGCGCCGUAAGAUUGUCACGCUAGACGGUCGCUCUAUUGAUGUGCCACUGCCGUCGGCGAGUUUGGGCAAGACGACUAUUAUGCCGGGUCGCACAACGCGCCUUGCAGGCGAAGGCAUGCCUAUAUCGAAGGUUAAAGGCACUCGCAAGGGCGACUUGGUGGUUGAAUGGAACAUCGAGUUUCCUGAGCGCCUUACCGAUGCGCAACGCUCCGCUUUGCGCAGUGCACUCGGCUAA
Messenger RNA from Malassezia sympodialis ATCC 42132, 1155 nucleotides. RefSeq lists its product as uncharacterized. NCBI's taxonomy places the organism in Eukaryota, Fungi, Basidiomycota, Malasseziomycetes, Malasseziales, Malasseziaceae. Gene Ontology annotation, cellular component: cytosol. Gene Ontology annotation, molecular function: protein-folding chaperone binding. Gene Ontology annotation, biological process: translational initiation. The record is from RefSeq and is a predicted model, not a curated record.